Messenger RNA from Cercopithifilaria johnstoni, 462 nucleotides. NCBI's taxonomy places the organism in Eukaryota, Metazoa, Nematoda, Chromadorea, Rhabditida, Onchocercidae. The record is from the annotation of a GenBank genome assembly.
AUGGAACAACGAUUGAGGAAAAUCAUCGCAUGUUCCAAAUGUCUUCGAACAGGAUAUGGCAUCAAGCGAUUGCAAAAAGGUGGAAGUCGAAGCCCAUUGUUCCCAACUGUGAAGGUCCGUACAUUUCGGCAUAUUACGGCAAAGAAAAUAAAUGUAGUAAAUUCAAACCAUCCAGAAAUUCAACAAAAAGCUUUAGCACUAUUUGAUAUUGAUUCUCAAUUAUCUGAUAAGACACCAAAACCAUGUCUUACUACUAAAACUAAAAUCGGAGUAGAAAUCGGAGAAAAAAGAAUCCGACUAGAAGCAAUUGCUGUUGACCACUUGACAAAUGAAUUACGAGUAGUUAAUUUCAAUAGAAAAAAUUUACCGAUAACAAUUCAACAAAAUCAAUUAAAUGAUCUCAAAGGCCAGUGGAAACAAACCGGACGUUCUUGCCGGAGUAAACUCUUCAAAUACAUUUAG